Molecule: messenger RNA, 4002 nt
Organism: Ectocarpus siliculosus
Lineage: Eukaryota; Phaeophyceae; Ectocarpales; Ectocarpaceae
Source: the annotation of a GenBank genome assembly
AUGGAGAGUCCAAGGGCCAAGCGCGCACGGCGUAUCCCACCAGGAUGUAGCAAAACACCAGAGGCAACGGCAGUAGGAAGUCGGGAGCAGGUGUUGCUGAAGCGCUUGCAGAUCGAAGGCUUCAAAACAUUUCGCGACAGCGAGGUGAUCGAUGUAUGUCCCGGUUGGCAACCAACGCCGUACAAUGAAGAAGAAUCACUGGCUCCCUCCCCCCUAACCGUCGUGUUUGGAGGCAACGGGGCCGGCAAGUCAGCCCUAUUCGACGGCGUGUUUUUUGUGCUCUCGGGACAGAGCUCCAAGUGCAUUCGGUCAAGCCGGGGCUCGGCCCAACUGGUGAACGACCAAAGUGUUCUCCAGAAAGGACCCGACGCCUUCGCGAGCGUCACUAUUACUUUUCAGAAGGCAGGGGCGUGGCAAGGGAUGGAUACUGAUGGCGAACAAGGAAAAGCCUGCUCAAGGGCAGCAAUGAUGCAAGCCCUCAAUGCUUUCGUUGGGGCUGAUAUGGGCGACGUGGACCGCUACCUUCUGAAACAGGGUUCCACAAUGGUCUGCCACCGUGACGGGAAGGAGCUCCUGUCGUUCAUUGAGCGCCUUGCAGGGACCACCCAGCUCAAGACACAAGCGGAGCAAGUGCAAACUGACCUCGACGAUCUGCGUGAGGAUACCUUGAGCCUCGAGGUCGAUGUGCAAUCAUCGGCACAUGCCAGGAAAGGACUGCAGCCCCAGGUGGAGGCCUUCGUCGCUCAUCAGAACCAAGCCGCCGAGCUUCAAAAGGAGAAAACUGCCCUAUGGCAUAGGAAGUUGGCUUUGCUCAGGGUGCGCCUGGAGGAAAUGGAAUCUAUUUUGGCCAAGAACAAUUGCGAAGCCAACCAGCUACGGGAACAGAUGAAGUCCAGCAAAACCAAGGGGAAGGCUCUGACGCGUGCUCGUAAGCAACUAGAGGAGGGCAACGUGGAGAUCAUUGCGCUGUCGGCGCAAUCUUCCGAGCUCCAUUUGGCCGUCAGUGGCAUGCAGACCCGUAUCGACGAGCUCGAGAGGUCACCGGAGCUGAAUGUACCGGGGGGAGAAGGAUUCGACGAGCGCGAGGAGCUCGUGCGGGAGCUGAGUUCUCUGGAGGAAGAUCUGUUGCCGGAACUGGAGAAAUGCAUCGCAGAGAGGAAGCGAACUCUCUCGCAGGCCGGCACGCUGUUGGACAAUCUCGUCUCAGACGCGAGUGCUGCUCGCGUGGAAAUGGAGAAAAGGGACGGGGUUGCUGCGUCGUCGAAAAACAAACUGCAGGAUCUGCGACGGAGAAUUGCGGAGAUGGACACGGAAUCGGCCAAGCUACGCGCUCACUGCACGUCACAGCAAGCUCUCAUCGGACACUUGGAAGCUCGUCGUGGGAGUCGAGAUUCCGCGGACACCGACACGCGCAGCCCACCCGCGAAAAGCUCGAGCUCAUCGACGAAGCGCCAAGGUGGCGCCGUCGGAAGGCAGUCUGCGCCUGACGCCCACGGGCGGGUCGGCGCGUUGCGGUCGUUGGUGGAGAAGCUUCGGAAAGGCGGGGUAGGCGCGCACGGAAUGCUCGCGGACCUACUCCUCCUUCGUCGGUCGUGUGACGAGGCGGCGGUGGCCGCCGUUCUCGGAUCAGCCCUGCGCAACACCGUAGUGGUGCAGACACGCAAGGACGGGGCGCGGGUUGUGGCGGCGGUCAGGGCGGCCGGAAUCAACGUGCAAGUCCGGUGCGAUGUGCUCGACGAGAUGAGAAAUGGGAAUGCUUCGGCGUCGGCUGGCAGAGGCCGCGGAGGAGGGCAAGGCUUGAGCCCCCUGUCGGAGUGUGUGACGACAUCGGAUCCCCGGCACUUUCCGGCGGUGGAAAAACACUUGCGGAGCUGGUUGCUCGCAGAGACUCGUCAAGUGGCCUGGGGUGCGAGGAGAGCGCCAUCGAAAUCAAGCGCUGCCAACAUUGUGACCUCGUCAGGCGUUGGGUGUCAUGGCCCGAUCCAGCAGCAAGCGGGUACCGAGGACAGCGCGCACGAGGUUGAGGUUCGAUUGAAGAGAGCGCUGGAGUCCCUGUCAGGGGCCGAGACGAGGGCGGCUGAACUGGCUCGCGAGACAGCCCAGGCCCGGUUCGACUGCGAAGACGCUCAAGCUCGUCAUGCCUCAGCGCAAAACUCGGCAAAGGAGUGCCUACAGAAGGUGCUAGGGGCAGGCCAAAAGGUUUCGGCACAGCGCCGCCUGCUCGUUUCGGGAAGCAACAGCUGUACCGCAGAGGACCCCGAAGAGAUCCAGCUGGAAAAACUUCGUCAGCGGAGGGAAAUCAUCCUUGGCGAGCUGGCGGAGACGAAGGAGGGUGAUUCCGGUUCGCAAAGAAGGGUGGAGCGCAUCAACGUCGACACUCGGGCCGCAGUCACCCUCGAGCUUCGGAACCUCAGGGCCAAAGCUGACACCGAAAGCGGGCGUCGCGAAGAGGUGGGAGUGAAGUUACGCGUCUUGACGAAACGCGGGAAGGCUAGGCGGGAUCGUGUGGAGACCAUUACGGAAGAGAAAAAGUCCUUGGAAGCGCAGCACCAGUCAAGCAAGGCCGAGAAAGUUCUUCUCAACGAGAAGAUAGCCAACCUGAUUUCAGCGCUCGAAGUUACGAAAUCAGCCUAUCAAGGCAAGCGCGAGGCUGCGCGGGAGGCCGAGGGGUCUGCGAGGAAAGCAAAGCGCGAGCUCUCUUCCUUUGAGGCAACCCGAAUGGAUCUGUCAAUGAGGCAGGAGGCACUGACUGAAGACCGCCACAAGGCACGAGUAGAUGCAUCCCAUCUAGUACGGUAUCUUGCUGAGGCCACGCGCACUGCUGCCUAUGCUGAUGGUCCUUCGUCGAGAGACGGGCUAGAUGACGAAGCUGACGAAGCUGAAGAAGACGUCCACGACUCCGCUAUGGCGACAGCAGAAGGAGGAACAAGACUAUCUCGCGAACUAGAAACUUUCAUCUUCUUUCAAAACAGCAACUCGCCAAGGCCCACCGAUGGUGAAGGUGACGACGACAAAGGGCGCGGCGGGGCCCCUCCUAAUAGGAAAGGAGGGCGCCGAGAGCGGAGCAAGUCUCCUGAGAUGCGGAUUACGGCCGACCGGGAGGAGGACGAGGCCAGCGUGGCGGCGUUUGUGGACGUCUUGAAGGAAGCCACUGGUGGAAGCGGAGGAGGGAAAAGCAGAGGAAGAGGAUACAAAGAUUUCGUGGGGGACACAGACAUUGCGGAAGCAUCGAUCCGGCUGAAGGAGGCCGAUUUGCAGAAGCACCGCGAGGCUAUCGAUAUCACCGCCGUCACUCGCGCAGUCAGUUUGGAUCGCGAGUCCGUGAUCCUCGAGCGCAAGUUGGAGGCUGCCAAAGAGUCUGUGGUAGACCUCAUGGACAAGAAAGAGGGGCUCGAGGCGACGCGGCAUAGCACCUUGAUCAAGUGCCUAGAGGAAGUCAACGAAGCCCUAGGGGGCAUCUAUCGGCGGCUUACUAGCGCCGAGGACCCGGGGAAUAUGUACAACAACUCCGUUGUUCACAGCAAGCGGUUCGGCAAGUUCGGGGUGCGGGGUGCCACGGGCGGGGACUGUUUCCUCCGAUUCUCGCGAGAAAGGUCUCUGCUAGCGAGUGAAGGCCUGUCCGUGCAGGUAAAGCCUGAGGCAAUGAGUCCAUGGAGAGGGCCCGGGUCUCUCAGCGGUGGACAGGUGGCUCUCGUGGGGCUUGCGCUUAACCUCGCUACCCAGGCCGUGCGGCCAGCACCCCUGUACCUCAUGGACGAGAUUGACUCUGCCCUGGAUACGCACAAGGUGCGUCGUGUCGCAUCGAUUCUCGCAGAUCGGGCACAGAGCGGAAGCGAACAAUGCAUCGUCAUCAGUCACCGGGCGGAAAUGCAAGAGAGAGGGAGCCAUUUGGUUGGAGUGUAUCACUGCGAUGGCACGGCGAGAACGGUGGGUCUGGAACUGCAUCCACAGAUGCCUCAAGGGCACGACGAGAACGAAUACGAACAAGACCAGAGGCCGUGA